GAACGACUUCGUUCGAGCAGAACACAUCGUCUCCCACGUAGGUGUUUUCCGCGUGAAAUUUCGUUCGAAAGAAAAAUGCAGCACCUUCGUCUUUUUCAGGUAUUAACAGUUGCCUGUUUGUUUGCGCUCGGCAGGGGUGCCAUCGAAUCGUCAGAAACAAAGCUGACUACUAAAUUAAUCCCGCUGAACAGCCCUUCCUACAAGGAUGCUGACAAAGAUUUAACAGCGGCUGCGAGUGAUCGAACUCCCUUGAUUACAGCGUUCCAUAUUAGCAAGGAAUACGGCCAGCCAGGUGGCUACGUCGGUGGUGUACCUUACGGGAGUUACUUGGGAACUGGAAGUUCGAUUUACGGUCCUGGUACAGCAUACCGUGGAACAGGAUUGAGCCCGGGAUACGUGAAUCCAGGCUACAGAGGAUAUUCAGUGGGUGGACCUGGAAUUAUCGGGGGCGGCCAUAUAGGGUUCGGCUAUUACGGUAACUCCGGGUACAAUCCGGGGUAUGGAGGUGGCUACGGGUCUGGUUAUGGCGGAUACAACGGCUAUGGUGGCUACGGAAGUGGAUUAGGGGGUUAUGGUGGUUACAGUAACAGCUAUACUCCAGGAACUUACGGUUCAGGCGUCUACGAUGAUGGAUCCUAUGGAUACGGUACACGUGGUGGGUAUGGUCGUUACGGUGGAUUAGAUGGUUAUGGGUAUGGAACGGGAUACAAUGGUUAUGGAGGUUCGAAUUAUGGAUCCUCGUACAACGUAAGAAAUAGCUAUGAUCCUUCUAGCUAUCGCAGUGGUAGUUAUGCUGGUUAUCCAUCAGGGUAUAGGGGUUAUUCUUAAAGGAAUUAUCAGAUGAAAAAUAUUGCAAAAUAAAGUGCAAUAAACAAACAUUGCAGCAGUAUUAAAUAAUACUGAUUCAACUGUGUAUGUGGCAUUCAUUGAUAUCGAUACGUAAUCUGUAUUAAUAAUUUUUAUUAAUUUUUCACCGUUAUUAAUAAGUAAUGUACAUAUACAUAUAUUAUUGAUAAUAAUAAAUAAAACUUAGCGAAUAAAAGUAUGGUUUAUCUGAGAGAGAACAUAUUCAUUUAUGAGAUAUUAUUCGAAGUUAAGGUAACAAGAUUUAUGGUGUGAAUGAUUGAACAUGUUUCAUGAUUAGCUUUAUUUAAUUAAAAUACAUGAUUCGUAUUCGUAAAGGAACAUCGGAUAAACGCGAUAUUAAUAUUAUGUAUAAUUUAGUGAAGAUUUGUCGAUAUCUAUGCUAAUGAAUAAGAUACAUAUUACAUACCUUAUAUCCAAUAUAAAAAAUAAUAUUAUCUUGUUAAAACGCGUAUCGAGCACGUACAGUGUAAAGAAUUCUACUCGGUUGAAAUAAUUUUCGAAACAUUUCAUCUGUGUUUUAUAUUCGAAAUUUCCGAUAACGAAUAUUUAAAAUUACAUCCGCCACAGACGCUGUACGUGCUCAAUAUGGAUUAUAAUAAUAUGUAUUAGCACUUGUACGAGCAAUAUUUAAUCUCAAGCAUACAUUAACCGAGAAAAGCUAACGAGGGACUUUCAUUUCUCACAAUGUUCAUACUGAACAAUGUUAAGUGUAGUCAUGAAAAGUGAUUGUAUCAACAUCGAGUGAAACGAAAUAGUAUUCUUGAAAUUAAAUACCAGCUGAUGACGACGAGAGGGUAAACUAAAAUUCAUGUUUAAGAAAGAAAUUUCUUAUACGAAAGCUGCAAAAGUAGCAAAGAUGAUUUGGUGAAAUGACGAAGAAAAAUUCUCAGGAUGUACAUGCAGUUCUCCGUGCAUUGAUCUCAGUGAUUUUUAUCUGUUGUUUAAAAUUAAAUUUGCAAAAUAUUCGAAAGUAUAUCAUAUCAAUGACAAAAUCAAAGCACGGAACGAGGAAUGUAAAAAAAUGAUUACACUAAUUGCUGUACCUUAGGACAACCAUAGUCGAUAGUCCAAGACCGAUUCCAUGAAUUUCCUUCAAACUAUUUCACAGAUUAUGGUUAUCCUGGAAGAGGGUGUUUUCUUUGGCCAUCCGUCAGCUGACCAGCAGCUGAU
Molecule: messenger RNA, 2037 nt
Organism: Osmia bicornis bicornis
Lineage: Eukaryota; Metazoa; Arthropoda; Insecta; Hymenoptera; Megachilidae
Product: prisilkin-39-like
Exons: 4
Coding region: 76-828 (250 amino acids)
Source: RefSeq, a predicted model, not a curated record